Sitodiplosis mosellana (orange wheat blossom midge) is the source of this 2471-nucleotide messenger RNA. It is a transcript of the gene Rab10, whose product is annotated as ras-related protein Rab-10. Gene Ontology annotation, biological process: cellular response to insulin stimulus. The transcript has 2 exons. Lineage: Eukaryota; Metazoa; Arthropoda; Insecta; Diptera; Cecidomyiidae. Gene Ontology annotation, cellular component: insulin-responsive compartment; recycling endosome; Golgi apparatus. The coding region runs from base 729 to 1343 and encodes 204 amino acids. The record is from RefSeq and is a predicted model, not a curated record. Gene Ontology annotation, molecular function: GTP binding; GTPase activity.
GAAUUGCGUCUCAUUCUCACGAUGAAUGUUUGUUUUGAAUCGGUUGUCAAAACCUGAAUUCAAUUCGACAUUGACAAUAUGAAUAUUUGAUUAAAUUGUGGUAUCAACUUGGUACAAAGUCCGUACAUGCGAAAUUGAAAUUAAAAUUGAAACUAAAACACGUUUUUGCUUCGAUUAUGACAAAUUCUUGUGAAAAAGUGUUGUUUUUUCAUUGUUGUGUGGCUUGUGAUUGAAACAACGUAUUUGUCACAUUAAACGUGUGCACCGGCCACAAUUUUAGUAGUAGGUUCAAAUGUCAUUUGCCGUCUUAGUCAUAUUCCUCUUUUAUGUAUAUCUCGUAAAAGGCGACAAGAAAGAGAAAAAAAGGAAUUUUUUUCAUUCACUACACGAAAAAUGCAAUAGGGAUCGGCAUUAAAUAUCAAAAAAACGGGAGACAAGUGAAUUGCGUGAGAAAAAUUCAAGAAAACAAUUUCAGUUGGAUUUGUCGAAAAUAACUUUUAUAUCGAGAAAAAAAAGGUGAUAAGGUGUUGUGCUGUGUGUUUAUGAUUUAAACUAGAAGAAAAAAAAAAACCGAGAUUAUACAGGAACAUAACAAAGGAACACAGAUAAACUCUAGUUACAAUUUUCCGAAUAUAAAUUCAGCAAUUCCAAAGAAUCGGCCGCAAAUUUGCGAGACAACGGCGUGAAAUCAAAAAAAAACAACAACACAUUUUACCAAUUAUAAAGCCAUGGCAAAGAAAACUUACGAUUUAUUGUUCAAAUUGCUGUUGAUCGGAGAUUCAGGUGUGGGCAAAACCUGUAUACUCUUCCGAUUUUCCGAUGAUGCAUUCACCUCAACAUUCAUCUCAACGAUAGGCAUCGAUUUUAAAAUCAAAACGGUGGAAUUGCGUGGAAAGAAAAUUAAACUACAAAUAUGGGAUACUGCCGGACAGGAACGAUUUCACACCAUAACCACAUCGUAUUAUCGCGGUGCAAUGGGCAUAAUGCUCGUCUAUGAUAUAACAAAUGAAAAGAGCUUCGAAAAUAUAGUAAAAUGGCUACGAAACAUCGAUGAGCAUGCAAAUGAGGAUGUUGAAAAGAUGAUAUUGGGCAAUAAAUGCGAUAUGCAAGACAAACGAGUGGUAACCAAAGAUCGAGGCGAGGCCAUUGCACGUGAACAUGGCAUUCGAUUUAUGGAAACAUCAGCCAAAGCAAAUAUCAACAUCGAACGAGCAUUCUCUGAAUUGGCCGAAGCCAUUCUGGACGCAACAUCCGGCAGAGAAAAUACCGAGAAUCCCGAACGCGUUAUCGUCGAUCGUCGAGGGCAAGAUAAACCGCCGGCGUACAAGAGCUGUUGCACAUAAAUUCAUUUUUUUUGUACAUCUGAAAAAGAAGAAAAGAAAAAAUCAGUUUUUUUUUAAAUGUUAGUAACUAAAUAGUAUGUAAUUGUAAACAUGCAAUUUAUUUCGAAUGUGACCGACAAGAGCAAAUUUGUACGGGAGAUAAAAAGUAGAAGAAGAAAGAGAAACCAUUUGUAUGAGAUAAUCGCAUGAAGUGGAGACAAUUUAACCACAACACCGAUUUAUAUGCAAUCAGUCAUUGAUGCAUUUUGCAAUACAUUGCGUUUUUUCUAACGCAACGCAAAACAAAACAAUAUUUAAUACACAAUUUUCACAUCAGACUAAGAUUUUUUACAUGAAACAUCUUUAUACCGAAAGUAAAAACAAACAAACAAACAAACAAACAACAAUCAAACGAAAAGCAAAGAGAUAAUAAACACAAUCACAAAUUGUCUGUGUGCAUCGCUUCUUAUUCUCCUUUGAUUUGAUAGUCCAAUUUAAGGUGACAAUGAACAUCGCUUUUAGUAAAAAAAAAAGAUAAACAAAUUAUUAACAAUUUAUGCAAAAUCAACAACAACAACAACAACAAAAACAUCAAGAAAACACUAUGUAUAUGUUAAACGAACGGUGAGCGAAAAACAAAAAUCCGUUUUAUUUUUCUCUCACACAAAACAUUGAAUUGAAAAUCCAAAAUUCAAAAUUAAGACAAUUUACCCAUGUAAAAUAUGUACGUAUAUGCGUUUUGCUUCGAAUAUAUUGCUAUUGGGCGUGUCUCGAAACGCAGUGAAACCUUUAUUAGUGUAGGUCAAAACCAUGAAUUUGUUUAAGGGAAUAUAGAUGUGAUUUAGCUAUCAUUUAGUAACUGACAACAAAUACUUUUUUUCUCACUAAUUCUCGUUUUGUUCUUUCUUCAUUCAUGUAAAUGCAUACAUUUGUGCAAAUAUUUAUCAACAGUAGCAAGCAACAGCAGCAACAAAAUAUAUACUUUAUGUAUUUAGUUCCAUCCAGAUGUCUACAUAUAUGUCCAUGAAUGCAACAUAUUUCAACACAAGUCAAUUUCAAGUUACUCAUGUUAUUAUAUUUGUUUUGUUUUCGUUCAUUUGAAACAACGGAAUUGGUAUAAUAAAGGGAAAAAUGUGAACUUAGAACAAG